AUGAGCCCAUACAGCUACGAGACCACUGCUGAGGAGGUGGCCAAUGACCUCAAAUCCCAGAUUGCAGGAAAGACCAUUCUUGUGACUGGUGUCAGUCCCAAGGGGCUUGGGGCGGCCUUUGCGGAGAUAAUAGCACAAUAUGGUCCAGAAAGUCUUAUCUUGGCUACACGCGAUCUCUCAAAAGCCGAAGAGACAGCACGGGCUAUCAAGGCGACCAGUCCUUCUGUCAGAACCCAUAGCGUGGAGCUCGACCUUGCUUCUCUAGAUCAAGUUAGAAAGGCCGCAGCGAAGAUUCAGUCUCUCGACGAAAAGAUCGAUGUCAUCGUCAACAACGCAGCUAUUAUGGCCCCCCCCUACUUCAAGACGGUUGAUGGCAUCGAGGGGCAGUUUGCAGUCAACUAUCUUGGCCACUUCUUGCUCACCAAUCUUCUGCUUCCAGACAUGUUGGCUAGAAAUGUUCCCAUUCGGAUUGUGAACGUCUCCAGCAAUGGUUGCCGGUAUGGCCCAGUACGGUUUGGUGACUUGGACUUUAGUGAUGGGAAACAUUACAACCGAUGGCUUUCUUACGGCCAGUCCAAGUCUGCCAACAUGCUCUACACCAAAGCGCUCACGGAAAAGCUCGGUCAUCGACAUGUCCAUGCUUUCAGUCUGCAUCCAGGUGUAAUUAUGACCAACUUGAGCCGAAGCGUGCCCAUGGAGGAGUUUGCAGAGCUAGGCGAGCUUGACAAGAUCCAGGGUCAUGCCCAUUAUUGGAACCAGCAAUUUGGUUUCAAAUCGCCAUCCCAAGGCGUGGCCACGCAUGUUUUUGCGGCAUUUUCUCCCGAGAUUGAAAAAUCUAAUGGUGCUUAUCUAACAAAUUGCAAGGUGAAGGAUAUAAAGCAUGUAUACUGCUGGACUAGGGACUCGGUCGACGCCGAACGUCUGUGGGAACUAAGUGAAAAGCUUGUUGGACAAGAGUUCGCCUUCUAA
Molecule: messenger RNA, 969 nt
Organism: Clonostachys rhizophaga
Lineage: Eukaryota; Fungi; Ascomycota; Sordariomycetes; Hypocreales; Bionectriaceae
Source: the annotation of a GenBank genome assembly